Messenger RNA from Patella vulgata (common limpet), 3201 nucleotides. RefSeq lists its product as uncharacterized. Lineage: Eukaryota; Metazoa; Mollusca; Gastropoda; Patellidae. The record is from RefSeq and is a predicted model, not a curated record. The transcript has 2 exons. Bases 1 to 1200 code for a protein of 399 amino acids.
AUGGAAGACAUUAUUGAUAAAGGAUAUGCCGAAAGGGUUAGUGAUGAUUCGUACAUAUCUGAACAUGUUAAUUAUAUUCCGCAUCACGCCAUUAACAACCCAAAGAAACCUGGAAAAAUCCGUGUGGUAUUCGAUUGUCAAGCUAAGUUCCGAGAUAAAUCUUUGAAUGACUACCUGUUGAAAGGACCGGACUUAACAAACGCCUUAGUUGGUGUACUUUGUCGAUUUCGGAAAGAACGAGUUGCCUUUAUUUGCGAUAUCGAAAAGAUGUUUUACCAGUUUCACGUUAAUGUUGAACACCGAGACUACCUUCGAUUUCUCUGGUGGAGAAAUGGUAAUUGUGACUCUAAACCUCAAGAAUUCCGUAUGACCGUUCAUUUGUUUGGGACUGGGUCAUCUCCGGGAUGCUCAAACUUCGCUUUAAAACAAGCCGCGAAAGAUCACGAGAAAGAUUUCGGCACAGUUGUCUCAAAUUUCAUUCAGAAGGAUUUCUAUGUUGACAAUGGUUUAACGUCAGUUUCGUCUGUGAGUGAAGCUAUCGACCUAAUCAGUAAGAGUAAGGAACUUUUAUUGUGUUGUGGAAUACGUUUGCAUAAAUUUCUAUCUAAUUCAGCAGAAGUUAUUGAAUCUAUACCGUGUCAUGAUCGUGCGGAAGGAGUAAAGAAUCUCGAUUUGACUAUCGAUGAUCUCCCAACAGAACGUGCACUAGGGAUUGAGUGGUGCAUUGAGUCGGAUGCGUUCCGAUUUCGAAUCAAACUUUCGGAUAAACCUUUAACGAGAAGAGGUAUACUUUCUAUUAUAAGUUCGAUAUACGAUCCGCUUGGCUUCAUAUCUCCUUUACAAGAAAUAUGUAGGCUUAACACUGGUUGGGAUGAUGUGAUUCCUGAAGAUUUGCUACCACGUUGGCAACGGUGGAGAGAUGAACUGUUUAAAAUUGAGACUCUUAAGAUUGAUAGAUGUUUCAAGCCUGAUGGUUUUGGAACUGUGGUUUCCGUAGGGAUUCAUAAUUUUUCGGAUGCGAGUACAUUCGGCUAUGGAGAAUGCUCUUAUUUGCGACUAGUGGAUGCUAAUCAACGUGUUCAUGUUUCAUUAGUCAUGUCGAAGUCCAGAGUGACUCCGUUGCGAGCUAUAACUAUUCCACGUCUUGAACUGACUGCAGCUGUCGUUGCUGUCAAUGUGAACUUAUUAAAAAAGAAUUAGGAUACCCUACAGUUGCUCAAUAUUUUUGGACUGAUAGUCGUGUCGUAUUAGGGUAUAUAAACAACGAUGUUCGUCGCUUUCAAACAUUUGUUGCAAAUCGCGUCCAGAAAAUCCGAGAUCAUUCACAACCGAGAGAAUAGCAUCAUGUUACAACGGUAGCAAAUCCUGCGGACAUAGCGUCUAGGGGCGCAUCUGCUAAUGACUUAGUUGAAAAUUUAAUGUGGUUUAAAGGACCAGAGUUUCUGUGGAAAUCUGUAAUACCGGAUGACAAGGAAGAUUAUUCGAGUAUCGCCUUUGAGGCAGAUGAUCCUAACAUUCGUAAAAUUAACUCUUUCGCUCUGAAAACCGAGAACAGUUUUGAUGUGACGAGACUGAGUUUUUGUUCUAGUUGGUUUCAACUUAAAAAGGUUAUUGCCUACUGUUUACGUUACAUGUCUAUUCUUAGAAAUCGAAUUGCUAAGGACACUAAUAUUGAAAAUCCUGUUGGACCUUUAAGGGUUAACGAACUUAAUAAAGCAGAAAUUGUGUUAUUGAAGCUAGUUCAAUCAGAAGUUUUUAGUAAGGAGUUGGAAACUUUGCGAUCCGUGAAACAGCUUCAAAAUGAGUCUAAUAGAAAUGACAUUCGUUUGCGUCGGAAGUAUAUACAAAAGAAUUCAACUUUGAGUAAGUUAGAUCCAUUUUUGGAUGAUCAUAACCUUUUACGAGUUGGUGGACGACUUGGUAACUCAAGACUAAGUUGUGCUGAGAAAUACCCAAUUAUUAUGCCGCGUAAGUCUUUCGUGACAGAACUUUUAAUUGCUCAUCAUCAUGAAUUGUGUGAACACCAAGGUCGUGGACUUACUGUGAAUGAACUUCGUUUAAACGGUUAUUGGAUUCUGGGAUGUACCAGUGCGGUUUCGGAAUACAUUCAUAAAUGUGUUAAAUGUAGGAAAUUGCGUGGUCGAUGUCAAGACCAGAAGAUGUCAAAUCUUCCCGAAGACAGAUUGGAAUCCACGGCGCCCUUUACGUAUUGCGGAGUUGAUUGUUUUGGCCCUUGGUUGAUCAAAGAGGGGCGUAAAGAACUCAAGAGAUAUGGUGUUCUGUUUACCUGUUUAAAUUGUCGCGCGAUUCAUGUAGAGACUGUCAAUACCAUGACUACUGAUUCUUUUAUCAAUGCGUUGCGUAGGUUUUUAACAUUUCGUGGUCCAAUACGAGUGCUUCGGUGUGACAACGGAACUAACUUUGUUGGAGCUAAGCGAGAGCUUAAGGAUGCUUUCAAAGAGAUGAAUCAUCAACACAUCCGACAGUUCCUGCUUAAACGUAGUUGCGAUUAUUUCGAGUUCAAGAUGAACGUCCCUUCUGCCAGUCACAUGGGAGGCAUUUGGGAACGGCAAAUUAAUGGACCAAUCCGGUACUCAACUAGAUGACGAGUCACUUCGGACAUUUAUGUGCGAGGCAGCUGCAAUCGUAAACAGCCGACCCUUAACGACUGAUACUUAAAAUGAUAUCAAUUCUUUAGAACCUCUCACGCCUAACAAUCUAUUAACUAUGAAAUCAAAAAUUCUGUUACCACCACCUGGUAAUUUUCAACAACCUGACGUUUACUCUAGAAAACGUUGGAGACGAGUACAGUAUUUGGCUAAUGUUUUUUGGUCCCGUUGGCGAGUAGAAUAUUUACAGAAUCUACAAACUCGACAGAAGUGGACUCAACCCAUUCGAAAUGUUCAAGUUGGUGACGUUGUUUUGAUUAAGGAUGCUGAAUCUCCCCGAAAUAGUUGGAACUUAGGAAGGGUUGUUGUUGCGGACCCAGACUCAGAUGGACAUGUGCGAAAGUUUUGACGUCUGUGUUACCGGCAUGUCUUUUAAUUCAAGUCUGGAAGUUCGAGUCUAAGUUGUUUGCGUUCAUCAUGAUUGUAUGAUAUUCUACGUUAGGCUAUUUCCAAUGUUUAUACGAUGAUAUCCUCGUCCGAUGUCAUGAAGCAUUAAAGAGACAAUGAAUAAAGAUAUGUAUAUGGUGUAUUA